This is a messenger RNA of Penicillium angulare, 2745 nucleotides long. Its product is annotated as putative ubiquitin-protein ligase (Asi3). NCBI's taxonomy places the organism in Eukaryota, Fungi, Ascomycota, Eurotiomycetes, Eurotiales, Aspergillaceae. The coding region runs from base 1 to 2745 and encodes 914 amino acids. The transcript is spliced from 2 exons. Gene Ontology annotation, molecular function: ubiquitin protein ligase activity. Gene Ontology annotation, biological process: protein ubiquitination; ubiquitin-dependent protein catabolic process. The record is from RefSeq and is a predicted model, not a curated record.
AUGUCCAACGUUCUCGCACCAGCAUCGAUCCCGAGCACUUCUUCUGCCUCCGUCGCACAGAGUAUUAACGCGACUAUCUCGACAACGACCGCGUCCGCAUUCAUUCCCUCUUCGCCACGCCAAAUACUUUCCCUCCCUCUCCGCGCUCUACAUCAUGCUGAAACAUUUGCAUUCAAUACCGUGCCACGACAUAUCGCUAAAUUAGUUGGAAUAGAGGAUCUCAGUUUGAAUAUUUGGCCCACUGCUGCGCCUGUGACCGGGCGAACCGUGCUUUCACAAGAAGCUAUGACUGCUGCGUCGCAUGCUGCUAGCAUCGCCACCGGCGCCCCUCAAGGAGCAGGGAGCGAGGGCUGGUAUAUGGGGGAGAUCAUGCAGACAAUGCGGAAAGUUGGUGGGUUUUUCGGGUAUUUGACCAGUGUGUGGUCUUUCGCGUGCUUGAUAGAGACCUCCCCGAACUAUUCAACAAUUCGAUAUGGAAAGCCGGCAAAGCCGAUGAUUUUUGAUUACGCCAGCGGUGGAGGCUCUCUCCAUUGGUUGGCAUCAAGUCUUUUGUCUUGGGAGUCAGAUGAACAAGCGUGCAGUGCUGUGGCUAUGGGACGAGGGACAAAUAUGCAAAAUAUUCCACAUGGAUCUUUUGCCCUUUUGUGGCCGGUUUUCAUCAUAUUAUGCGUGAGCCACUUUGUCGAAACGCUUUCCUGUGCAUUGCAAGGACGCCCUGUCAUGACGGAGACAGGAAUGUCGAUUUUCGAACACUCUCUUGCAUUCGCAGAAGCCGAAUCUAUGAUCAGCAAGUCUAUCGGACUAGGCAUGUUCGGUCUUCCCAAACAAAAUCCUCUUAACCAAAGUGCUACCGGCGAAAGUGUAACAUCGCCUCUUCAUCUUUUGACAAGGGCGCAGGUUCUAGAUCGAAUGAACGUCACGCCGGAACUAUUACUUAUCGUGUUGAUAUCAUGCUGCAAUAGCUUAUCAUCACACAUUCUCGAUGUAUUUGGCAAACAGAGUCGUUAUCGACUUUUCAACACCGCUUUAUGGGGUGCUUGCUUUAUGUUUGCUAUGUGUUGGGGACUGGAGGCUGGCCCCCCUGUCAGUAUUGACACAGGCGUUCUCAGAUUUCCAACAGUCUGCAUUGUCGGAUUCAUUCCCCAUUUGCUUGUUCUCUUUGGAAUUCUCACAUGCCUCGCAAUCUAUGGGUUGGCUUUGACCAUAACUGCUUUUGCACUGCCAGCCGAAAACGCCCAACAGCUCUCGAUUCGAGAACGGUUCAGGGAAGCACAUGAGAACAUGCAAGGAUCUAAUCAGAUCCGCAGCAUUCGCAUUAAUCAUCAUGAAGAUUUCUACACUACGCUUCUUCGUGUCGGCUAUGUCGCUCUGACGGCCGCCAGCGAAGCAGUAUUCUUGAACGAGGGCAAAGCAGUGAUCGCACGACAAAUGACGUGGCUUGAACAGGACCGCCUUGCUGAAAUUGAAGCCUCUCGACGUCGCAGUUCUUCCCACGGAAACUGGUCAGCUAACUCAGGGGGAGGCGCGCAAUUUGAUGCCGCCGGAUUUACUAGCUUUGAAUUACCAGAGAAUCCUCCAGCUUGGGAAAGUGGAUAUUGCCGAGAGAAGAAGAUUGAGAAACCCAAAAACGGCUCUCGAGCGAUGCGAUCUCAGGCUGAACUUGGCGGUGUUGGUGCUGUUCGAUCUUCUGUUCGCCUAUGGCAUGGCGUUUCCUUUUUCCGCGCCAUAUUCUGGCUUAUCGCUCGAUGGAUCGCAUACGGGUUCAGUCGGCUACUUGACCUUCUGGGAAUCAGCAUUCGACCGCAAUGGCUGAAACGACUAGCUGGGUUGCGCAAAAGCCGCGUGGCUAGCAAACCUCCUUCCCCGGGGUCCCUAGACUUUUGGAUCCUUACUGAUGAUGGAGAGCUUGAACUUCCCGAGAACCAUGAUUUUGACGUCGAACUAGAAAUGAGGAAGCGGGAAAGCUCUGGAAUAAAAAACUGGGGAUUGGAUGACGAAGGCCAGUUUGACGAUAAGCUAUACGGGUGGUGGAAAGUGGGCGGCUCUUGGGGUAACCAAGACCACACUCCUGAUUACAGACCACCCGUUGAUGACGAUAUGACAAGUGUUGUUUCAAUGUCUACUAAUGCGUCAGAAGGUGAAUGGGAAGAUUAUCAAUCGGAUGGUCGUCGAACGCCAACUCAAUCCAACCCCAACCCUGGAUUUUCUCGUGAGGGUACACCAUUCCAGGAUCCAUUUAUGGAUAUCAGCACAUUUGCUCGUCUUCUUGACCCCCGGGAUAGCGAAAGCAGAGAGGAAGCACGCAUUCUGGCAGCUCAUUUAAAACCUGGACAAGUAGGUAGAAUCAUGACUCGCAGCCAGUAUCAAAAACAGGUUGAGAGAGAUAGAUCUCGUGUUUUACUGUCUUCCCGCCUGCUCCCUGACGUUCCAGACGCAACUACCGAGAAGCGCAGGCCAAAUGCGGACGAGGAAACCGAGAUACUUGAACGGUUAAUCGUGACUCUUCGGUCGGAACUUCCUCCUAAUUCGGACGCGAGCAGUUGGGAAUCGGGGGCAACGGGUCUUGGUCCAAAUGGCCCUCCGUGUGUUGUCUGUCAGACAAAUCCUCGGUCUAUCAUUACCUGGCCUUGCCGCUGUCUUUGCAUUUGUGAGGAUUGCCGGGUGAGCCUUGCUAUGAACAACUUCGGUAGCUGUGUUACUUGUCGACAGGAGGUUGAUGGCUUUAUGAGGCUCUGGGUCCCUUGA